Messenger RNA from Drosophila busckii, 2022 nucleotides. RefSeq names its product actin-related protein 8 (gene Arp8). Bases 68 to 1891 code for a protein of 607 amino acids. The transcript is spliced from 2 exons. Gene Ontology annotation, cellular component: Ino80 complex. Gene Ontology annotation, biological process: double-strand break repair; regulation of DNA-templated transcription. NCBI's taxonomy places the organism in Eukaryota, Metazoa, Arthropoda, Insecta, Diptera, Drosophilidae. The record is from RefSeq and is a predicted model, not a curated record.
UGCAGGUCUAGUGUAGGGAAUUUUUUUAGACCGGCAAAACGCCGCAUACGUUAUUUUUUUUUCGAGAAUGCAACGAUCGCGUGCGAGCAGCACCAGCAGCGGCCUUAUACCGCAGACACAGUCGCCGGUGCAGCCUUUGGAGGCCCCUAAAAUAAUUGUUUUUCAUCCGGGGUCGCAACAACUGCGCAUUGGCCGCGCCGCCGACUUGAAUCCCAUUACACUGCUGCAUGCAGUGGCAUAUAGGCGCAGCGAAGAUGCUGUGGGGGCGGCCCAUCAUGAUCCGCUGCUACCAGCGCUAAACACUGAGAAUCUCACACGCAUGCAGGCGGAGUUUGAGGAGCAGCGGCUGGCAGCAUCGCGCACACUGCAGCACUGCAUAGUGGACGAGCAGAACAGACUACGCGUAGCAACGCCGCCACAGCAAUUGGCACAUUUCAAUCGCCGCAGCGUAGCGGAGCAUGUACAGCCAUCUAUUUCAGCGGUGGAGGAUAAACAGUGGGUCAGCGACGCUGAAUUGCUCUACGAUGAGCAAAUACUGCGAUUAAAUGCCUCCGCGGCGUCCUACUAUGAUGUACACUUCCCAAUGCGACGUGGCGAGCUUAAUGUGCACAACGGUAGGGGAGGAUCGCUGCAGGCGACACUUUCACAUAUGGAGCGAAUCUGGUCAUAUGCGCUGGAGCGGCGUAUUGGCAUACCGCUGCGUGAGCUGGCAACGCAUAGCGCCGUACUUGUAGUGAAUGAUGUCUAUGUGCGGCGGCAUCUACGCGAAGCCAUGACGCUUUUGCUGUUGCGUUUAGGCUUCCAGCGUUGCUUUCUGGUUCAGGACAGCGUCGCAGCCACAUUUGGCGCUGGCAUUGGCUACGGUUGUGUGGUGGACAUAGGCGCUCAGAAGACUUCCAUUGCCUGCAUUGAGGAUGGCAUAUCCCAGUUGGAUGCACGCGUACGACUCAACUAUGGCGGAGGCGAUAUUGCUCAAGUGCUGCUUAUGCUGUUGCGCAAAUGCGGUUUUCCCUAUCGCGAGUGCAAUGUGCAGCACAGCUAUGUGGAUGCGCAGUUGGUGGACGAACUCAAGGAGCGUAUCUGUCAUUUGACUCCAACGGUAUGCGGCGCACAGGAGAAGCACUUCACGCUGCGUCGAGGAUUGAACACCUGGCUUCGGUAUACGCUGCAAGUGGGUGAUGAGUCUAUUAUGGCGCCGCUAGCCAUCUUUCACACCGAGCUGCUCAAUGUGACCGGUAAAAAGCGUGAGGUGCUUACACAGCAAUCGGCGCAGGAGCAGUAUGAUUGCGAGGAUUGCUUCGAUGCUGAAUAUCUGCGCGAGACAGCCAGACGCAAUGGCGUGCGCCUAGGCGAUUCCGUAGUGAUGACCACGCCGAUGGCCCCGAGCACAACCGCAAAGCCCACACAACAGACCAUAAAUGGCGAGGAUGAGGAGCUAAAUGUGGUUGAUCAGGAUGAAAACACAGCGAGCAGCAACAGCAACCAAAACGGCCAUCAGCAGCAACAAAAGCUGCAGUCCAAGGCAAGCAAUUCUUGGUACUAUAAUUCUGGCGGUCAGGUGGUGCCACUGGAUCAGGCUAUUAUACGGGCAAUUGGACGUUGCAACAACUACGAGACACGUCGCAAAAUGUUUGGCGCCAUUCUACUUGUGGGCAGCAGUGCAAAGACAAAAGGUCUGACCGCCUGGCUGGAGCAACGCAUAAUGGCGCAAGUACCUACUGGCCUUGAGGUGAAUGUCUUCACCAAAGGCAUGGACGUGGGCAUGGUGGCCUGGAAGGGUGCCGCUAUUAUGUCUGUGCUUGAAAGUGCGCGCGAGCUGUGGAUCACGCGUACCGAAUGGCAACGAUACGGACUGCGCAUCUUACGCGAACGUUCACCAUUUCUCUGGUGAAAGCGCAUUAAAAAGUGCAAUCGUCAGUUGUAUAUAAAAUAUUUAUUAAUAAUGUAUUUUAAGUACAUACUUAUGUAUGGACAUUGUUAUAGGUUUUAUAUAUUCACUAGAGUUGUCUAUGAACCAAUUUC